CACGUCACUUUCUGGCGAUUUUGUAUUCCGCAGGAGCGAGUGCUAUCCGAAGAUUUCCUCAUUCUACUACGCGAUCCGAUCGUUUGCUCGCAGUCUGUCAACGCCAGUGUUAGGUGCGGCUUUUUCGAGGAUCAGUACGUCCCUGAAAUAUUUAUUACACAUUAUUAUAUUACGAAUUCUAACCUGCUGCGCAAUGGUUAGGUAUCGUUGCCUAUGGUAUGAACGCUGUGACGAUGCUAUUGGACGACUACGAGAUAAGCAUAGAGUAUUUUUCGUUCCUCGACACUGCACUAUUGAGGAUCGGAAUUUGAGAUAAGAUCAUUUCGGUGAAUCAUACUUUCUUCUUCGUCUUAAUGGUUCGGUCAGAUUCCUGCGAAAAGAAAUAAUCACCUGUCUGGAAUUCGUUUGUCGAAUGCCGCGCAGCCCCUUUUUCGGAGGGAUAAGUCAGGGUAAAAAAUGAUGGCGUCGAUCGUUGCUGGCCAUUCCCUGAGACCCGAGCAGCUAGCAGGUAAAAUAUCACCUGUUUAAAGUGUUCACGGUGGGCAGGUAUGCGGGUGGGUGUUUGUUCAGGUAUCCUUAGACCUGGGACCGGCGGCAGCCCCCCUCCGAAAGAAAUGGAGCCGAGGACCACUAGAAGUAGCCUUCGCAUGCCUCGUCGAAGGAGAGAAUCAUGCGUACCAGGGUUUUCGUCGUGGAUAUAAGCAACCCGGGGUACGGGGACGACCGACUCUCUCUUUGACCCUCACCAAGAGCUCGUCUACCUAGUGCUUACACAUAAUUUCAUUCUUCGACAUCCUUUCGUUUUGGAACAACGCGCGCUGCACCAUCGGUAUCUAUCGAAGCGUUGUGUUACGUUGAUUACCAAAAUUUUAGAAUCAUCUUAUUCUCAGUUUGUACAUGUUUAAACUCAUUUUGCAUUUAGCUAAGACGUGGAAAAAUAUUUCAUAUCUAUGAUCCUCAUCUCGGAUGAUUUGAUUUAUGCAUUUUACCUGUUUCCAAUUGUGUGUUCAACGUUUGUGAUUAAAUUCGGUGUUUCGCAGUUAAUGUGUGAUGCUACAACAUAAGGAGAGUUAAAAUGGAUAUCAAGCUUAAUUCCACCUGGGUGGCUCUGGUACUUGCCGUUCUCGUUCUUGUCAUCGCGACGAGUUCCGCUGGCCACAGGAGUCGCGGAUCGGGCAGAAUCGCUUACAGAGGUCACAAUCGACGGGAAGUUCGCGACUACCUCGCCCCGCCGUCACAAAACGCUUUCGACACGAGCUACGGAAUUCCGUCGCGCCGGCCGUCUCCGCUGAUACCCUAUCGACCUGGCAGAUACUUGGACCCUCCUCCAACUCCGUCGACCGAAGCACCGGGCUACUUUUCCAGGUUCAUGAGCUGGAUUAAUCCAUGGGGAGGAACUACAACAGUCGCGCCAUCCGGCUACCUACCUCCAGAGGUCAAGGCGAAAGAAAACAAAUGCAGUCCGUGCAACAAGAUACCCUGGAACCCGAUGGCAAAUAACGGUCAGCACGAUGCAUACGGGUCAGGCACGACGAACGUAGAGAUCCAACCUAGCGAUGGUCAGGAGGGGAAGAACAACGGUGGUUCAUUCACAUUGAGCUACUCGGAAGGCAUCCGUAUCCCUGACUUCAGCUAUGGACGUCCCACCAGCCCGCAAACCGAAGGUUUGCAACCGCCACCGGCGGACUUGAGCACAUCACCACCGAUUCCGUUUCCUUAUUUAUAUCCAGGCCCAAUGCCGCCCCUCUUCAAGGCCAAGCCGUUCCACUCUUCGUCGGAUUUCUUCAAGCCUACGCCUUCCAUCCAACUGACAUCAGGUCUGCCAGAAUUUACUCCCGAGUCAAUACCGAACUUUUCCGGCCCCGAGCAACAGCAUCUUGACGAUGGACACGUGGACGUUCUGCCCCCAGGCGCAGAGGUCGAUAUUUCAGGUCAUGGUACCGAAAUUCGUGACACGCCACCCCCUGGAUACGGGGGAUCGUCUUUCGAAAGUGAAGGGUAUCACGAAAUCGGGUACGGAAGCACCACACUGAACGUUGACCAGUCAAAGACAGUUACGGCCGGCUACAAUGUUCAGCCCCCAGUGACCGUUGAGGUAAUUCAUAGCGUUCCUGCAGCUGAAUUUUCGGCGCCAGUAGAUCACCCUGUACACUAUGAGGAGUCACCGAUUAUUGAUCUGAGCAAAGAUGAUCAGAGGGAACCCCAGGGUGCGGUGCAGCAAAAUGGCGACAGUGAUUAUACGCCCGGAUUAAAUCCACCGCCGAAUGAAGCCGUCUAUUCCUACAAUAGCAAUAGCGGAGAUUCACUCACAACGGUCGCAGCGAAGGAUGAAAGUCGUAAAAACUCCUACGGUAUUCCCGUGAACAAUAAUCUACUCGCGGACUCACUGGCUGCUUCAUCUUCUACAAACGGAACCAGUUUUUCACCCACGCCGUCUUACAACAUUCUAGGUGUCGACGAACUCCCCGUCAGUCAUGAAACCGCCAAAUCAAACGCUUACGAGAGCUUUCCACCCUCGACGGAGAAACUUUUAAUAUCUGUCCAAAAUUCAGAGCAGAAUUUUCAAGAACCGAGCAAACAGCCACUGAAUGGCUCUACUCUACAACAGCAGACUCCGCAGAAUCAUGGGAAGAUCGUCGACAGUUAUCAACAGAACAUAAAACAACCGUCCAGCGGUCAGUCAGCCGUCAUCCAAAAUCCAGAACCUCUUGUCUCGUAUCGCCCCGAUUCGCUCUACGUACCUUAUCCCCCGUAUUCUGGAACUAACACCCAACAGGUAGGCGUCAAAUCCACUGGAAACUCCCAGCCGCCCGUAGCCAUAGGUCCAACCACCGAGGAGCCGUUCUUAGAUGCUCUGCUCAAAUCGUACGACAAUUUCAAACAGGAGAUGGCUGUGAAGGACUAUCAGGAAAGAUUGAGGACAGAGAGCCAGCAGAAUCAGGGAUCAUGGAAUUCGCCUUCACUCAGAGGCACGACUUGGGUCUCGCAACCGCAGCCGAGUUUCGCAGUGCCGGGGAGCAUAAAUCCCAGCGUUUUCCCCGGUGGGAAUACGAUCAACUCCCAGAACCAGCGGCAACAGUCGGGAGUCAAAAAAAACAAGCAGGUACAGAUCAUAAUUCCUUACACCUCACAGUACACGCCGAGUCCAUUUCAGCCUGUCCCGGAUGAUUGGAGUGGCCGCGGUUCCCUUGAACAAACUCAAGGAAGGAAAGUUCCUGUAAUUGAUGAAGCAGAUCACAACUAUGUUGGACAAGAGUCUCAGAAUGUUGAGAUUAAGAGGCCAUUGAAGCCCUUGGAAAACCUGUUAUCUAAAGAAAUUUCCAAGAAACCAUUUGUCAAGCAGGAAAACAAUUCCAUCGACGUCACGAGGCUUCAGAAGAACAUCGACAAUUGGACUAUUCAGGAAUACUCGCGUGGAAUGACUUCGAGCACCGCUCUACCUAGUUCUUCGCAUCCUUACCUUCUGCCGUCUAAAAAAAUACCACAUGAAUACUUGACCAGCACUCAGUCCUCGGCUCCCCAGGAAAGGAUUGACACGAAUCAGUCCGACUUAGCCGGCCUUAACUACAAUGAUCUCGAACACGAAGGUGCUGCAAGUGGCCGUGUCGAUGUUCCUCAUAUUCAGGUAUUUCGCGUCGAGAGCGUGUCUAAGUCAACUGAGACCGAUAAAAGCCCGAUAACCGCGUCCACAACAACAGAGAGUACGACCUCCGCAUCUUCACCUUCAUCUUUCACAUCGACGUCACCAACGACGACGACGACUCAACAGUCAUGGGCUGAGCUUCCGGUGUCUAUUUCACCGCACAACAACGAACGAGUUUACGUUGUCACGCCACAGCCGGUGAGAACGUCCAAAUCAGAAAAAUAUGAGGCAAUCGAGAGAGCCUACCAGGUGCUACCCCAGGCGGUUAAUAAUCUGGCAUCCGCGUCUGUGAGCGCUCCCGAAGAUUCCCCCCUUUGGGGAAUUAUGGAACACGAAAAAUACGCGAGAAACGACGAAAGAAACCCGAACGCUACCGUUCCGAUUCUCUAUUCCGGACAUUCUAAGGUUUCCAACGCAAAACAUUGACCGUCUUAAAAGAUGAUCCACGACUGCUCAAACUGUCGAAGUAAUUUACGAUUGAAACAAUUUUCGAGUGAACGUGAAGCUUAUAUAGUAUUUAUACGUAGAUAAAAUAUCAUAUUGUGAUUUCUGUGCGAAUGAUUUGUGCAUGGUGUAGAUGGACAACUUGGGUUGCCUACAAUAAGACUGUGUUUUGACAUUAAUGUAAUUGAUAACGUAGUUUUUAGUUAGAUUAUAUUAAUCCUAUGC
This is a messenger RNA of Neodiprion fabricii, 4312 nucleotides long. RefSeq lists its product as uncharacterized. NCBI's taxonomy places the organism in Eukaryota, Metazoa, Arthropoda, Insecta, Hymenoptera, Diprionidae. Bases 1076 to 4069 code for a protein of 997 amino acids. The record is from RefSeq and is a predicted model, not a curated record. The transcript is spliced from 6 exons.